UGCAAUACUUUGCCUGUCCCUGAAGAAUCUUGCAGCUCAUUGAUGCUGAUGCUGCAGGCGGUGUUUUUUGUGUCAAGUGAGAGUUGGUCGGUUGGAGAACUGACUCCUCCCAUGCAGGGCGACAUGGAUAGGCUCAUUGAGCUGCGGUUGGCAUUUCCAUCACCUUCAGUCCAUCCGGAAGCCUUCUAUCCCCUCACCGGUCGGAAUCCAACACGGCAUGAUAGCGACGAUCCAGACCAUGUCCCGUUUUCGUCGUUCUCGAUGUUCUCGCCUCGGCUUUGGUGAAGCUAAGAAGUGGCGUCUUUUUUUUUCCUUUUUCCCCAUUUCCUGUCAUGUCUCAGCGUUGCCCUUGACCCAGCCCCAAGCCACACAUAUGCACAACAAGUCACAUUUCCACCAGAUCACCAGAUCAACCCGAUCGCCACCUGGCAGCCGUGUGCAGUCCGUACUGUGCGAAGUGAAAGGAGACUUUAGCCACUAUCUCACCAACACAUUGCUUAUUCCACCCCUUUUUUUCCCCAUGAGGCGGGCACCACAAACGGUUGGGCCCGGCACCGGGGGUUCACCUACACUAAAGCUAAAGGACUUUACGAAUUGCACUAGGUCGAAAAGACGGCGCAACAAGCGACAAGUUAAACUGACCUGUCAUUUUCACUUUCAAGGACACGCAAAAGGGGGUUUUCACCAUUUCCGCCCAAAGCGCGCCAGUUGAUCGAGGGCUUGCGUGCUGCUUGUCGAGGCGAGGGCGAGCGCGAAAGCAGAGAGCGAUGGAGCGGAUCUCGUUUCUCUUCGAGGCGCUCCAGGCCAAAAUUUUGUGUUUUCGUGUUUGCUUCUUCCUUGGUUAAUCUCCAAAAAGAAAAAAAACCUCCUCACAGGCGGGAAGACAGAGUCAGAGGUUCAUUUCAUUAUCAAAUUUGCACAAGCCUGGCAUCUGCCCCUGGGAGGGCGG
Lasiosphaeria miniovina is the source of this 949-nucleotide messenger RNA. RefSeq lists its product as uncharacterized. The record is from RefSeq and is a predicted model, not a curated record. The transcript is spliced from 2 exons. Lineage: Eukaryota; Fungi; Ascomycota; Sordariomycetes; Sordariales; Lasiosphaeriaceae. The coding region runs from base 218 to 712 and encodes 164 amino acids.